This is a messenger RNA of Rubroshorea leprosula, 679 nucleotides long. The record is from the annotation of a GenBank genome assembly. NCBI's taxonomy places the organism in Eukaryota, Viridiplantae, Streptophyta, Magnoliopsida, Malvales, Dipterocarpaceae.
AUAGCUAAAUAUGAAGAUUGUAUUGCCAAAACACAUGCCGCUUUGGACAUGAAUAUCCAAGAUUUGGAGAUAUAUGAUGAUUCAACACUAAUCAUCUGUCAAACAAAUGGUAAUUGGCAAACUAAAGAUCCAAAACUUAUUCCUUACCACAAUACCUUCAAACUCUCAUUAAAAAAUUAAAAUUCAUCUUUUUAAAACACAUGCCCCGUGCCAAGAACCAAUUUGCGAAUGCUUUGGCUACUUUAGCCUCAAUGAUCCAAAUAUCCAAUGAUGACACAAUCAAGCCUUUGAUGAUUGUGAUCAACCAAGAACUGGCACACUACAUGGAGAUCAAGGUUGAUGAUAAACCAUGGUUUCAUGAUAUUAAGCAAUUCUUACAACAUGGGGAAUAUACUCCUCAUGCUUUUGAGGUGAACAAGACAAAGAGAAAAUUGGCCACUUCAUAUUUCUUAAGUGGAAGUACACUUUAUAAGCAUUUUGCUGAUAUAACCUUGUUGAGAUGUGUUGAUGAAGCAGAGGCAAAAUGAGUCAUGAUAGAGAUGCAUGAAUGGAUAUGUGGAACACAUGCUAAUGGAAAAAAGUUUGCUAGGAAGAUUCUUCAAGCCAAGUAUUACUUGUUAACUAUAGAACAUGAUUGCAUCAAGUGUUCACAAGCUUGUCAUAAAUGCCAAAUUUAUGU